Aspergillus melleus is the source of this 630-nucleotide messenger RNA. RefSeq names its product zinc finger CCCH domain-containing RNA-binding protein. Gene Ontology annotation, biological process: mRNA splicing, via spliceosome. Gene Ontology annotation, molecular function: pre-mRNA 3'-splice site binding; metal ion binding. Gene Ontology annotation, cellular component: spliceosomal complex; U2AF complex. NCBI's taxonomy places the organism in Eukaryota, Fungi, Ascomycota, Eurotiomycetes, Eurotiales, Aspergillaceae. Bases 1 to 630 code for a protein of 209 amino acids. The record is from RefSeq and is a predicted model, not a curated record. The transcript has 2 exons.
AUGGCCAACUAUCUCGCCUCAAUCUUCGGUACGGAGCAGGACAAGGUCAACUGCUCCUUCUACUACAAAAUCGGCGCCUGCCGACACGGCGACCGAUGCUCCCGGAAGCACGUUAAGCCGUCCUACUCCCAGACGAUCCUGAUGCCCAACAUGUACCAAAAUCCCGCCUACGACCCCAAGAACAAAAUGAACCCCAGCCAACUGCAGAACCACUUCGAUGCGUUUUACGAGGAUGUAUGGUGUGAGAUGUGCAAAUACGGCGAGCUAGAGGAAUUGGUGGUUUGCGAUAACAACAAUGACCACCUCAUCGGAAACGUCUACGCUCGAUUCAAAUACGAGGAAGAUGCACAAGCAGCCUGCGAUGCGCUGAAUUCGCGCUGGUAUGCAGCGCGGCCGAUAUACUGCGAGUUAUCACCGGUGACGGAUUUCCGAGAAGCGUGUUGUCGAUUAAAUAGUGGCGAGGGCUGUGUACGAGGGGGAUUCUGCAACUUCAUCCACCGGAAAGAUCCCAGCAAUGAGCUCGACCGGGACAUUCGCCUCAGCACGAAGAAGUGGUUGAAGGAACGGGGCCGGGACGCUCGCAGCGUCAGUCGCAGUCCGAGCCCCGAGCCGACGAGGCGGAGAUAUUAA